AUUAGCGGCUCUUCUCCCGAGCCACCCGAAGCAAGUCAGACUAAUAUUGCAGACGUAGCGGAUGGUGCUGCACAUAUAGCUGACCCCGGUCCUAAUGCCGACGACGGGGAAGAGAUGCUGGAGAGAAUAGACACAGACCUAGGAGGAUCUGAUAGCUCGCCUACCGGCGAUUCGGUUGAUGGCAGCAACUUCAUACUGGCUGGAGCUUCGAUCACUCCCGAGGCGUCUCCUUCAACAGAAAUUGUAGGAUUGCGAGAGGGAGUCCAAAUAGCACCACUCGAAACCGAGGUCACGAGGACCGUCCAAGGUCAUCGUCAAGCCAUCACCUCUACUCCUGCCGCUACAAGUUCAAGUGGGUUUGUGAUCGUACAGUGGGCCAAAUAA
Acaulospora colombiana is the source of this 384-nucleotide messenger RNA. The record is from the annotation of a GenBank genome assembly. NCBI's taxonomy places the organism in Eukaryota, Fungi, Glomeromycota, Glomeromycetes, Diversisporales, Acaulosporaceae.